UAUAUUUGAACUACAAUUAGUCUAUUAAAUCAUAUUCACAGAGUUACUUCACGAUGUCUUCUGAUCUUUGUCCAGUUUAUGCCCCAUUCUUUGGUUCUAUAGGUUGUGCUUCCGCCAUCAUCUUUACAUGUUUUGGUGCUGCUUACGGUACUGCUAAAUCAGGUGUUGGUAUCUGUGCCACCUCUGUUUUAAGACCAGAUCUUUUAGUUAAAAACAUUGUCCCAGUUAUUAUGGCUGGUAUUAUUGCUAUUUAUGGUUUAGUUGUUUCUGUUUUAGUUUCAGAUUCUUUAAAACAAACACAAGCUUUAUACACUGGUUUCAUCCAAUUAGGUGCUGGUUUAUCUGUUGGUUUAUCAGGUUUAGCUGCCGGUUUCGCCAUUGGUAUUGUUGGUGAUGCUGGUGUUCGUGGUACUGCUCAACAACCAAGAUUAUUUGUUGGUAUGAUUUUGAUUUUAAUUUUUGCUGAAGUUUUAGGUCUUUAUGGGUUGAUUGUUGCCUUAUUAUUGAACUCUCGUGCCAACCAAGAUGUUGUUUGUUAAUUGAACUUCAUUAAUUAGAAUGAGAUUAAUCAAAAAUUCAUCAUCUCUACCCACCUUCACACCUAUCCAAAAAAUAUCUUCAUAUUAUAGAAAAAGUGGAAACAAUAAAAAUUUGAUCACCUGGUUGACC
This is a messenger RNA of Hansenula anomala, 669 nucleotides long. RefSeq names its product H(+)-transporting V0 sector ATPase subunit c (gene VMA3). Lineage: Eukaryota; Fungi; Ascomycota; Saccharomycetes; Phaffomycetales; Wickerhamomycetaceae. The record is from RefSeq and is a predicted model, not a curated record. The transcript is spliced from 3 exons. Gene Ontology annotation, molecular function: proton-transporting ATPase activity, rotational mechanism. Bases 54 to 539 code for a protein of 161 amino acids. Gene Ontology annotation, biological process: proton transmembrane transport. Gene Ontology annotation, cellular component: proton-transporting V-type ATPase, V0 domain.